AUGCCUCAACUUGUACACCCACAAUUUCUUAGAAAUAAGGAACUAAACGAGUAUGCUUCUAGAGGAUACAAGAACUUCGUGCUUUCGGAUGCUCUAGCUCAGAUUGAAAGGGAAUGCGAGAAGUUCUGCCCCGUACCUCGGUUCCCGCCGCGGAAGGUAACAGUGGUUGGUGCUGGCAGUGACGUGGGUCGCAUCGCCUGCCUAUUCUUGAAGCAGCAAAAAGUGGUCCGCAUUCUGGCCAUGUACGAUGAGUUUCCGGAGCGAGGAGUGCUCGGUGUGGCCAACGAUAUCGCACACAUCGACACCAGCACUGAGGUGGAAGCCUACCAGGGCCGCUUGUUCCUCAAGGAAGCCCUGCAUGAUGCUGAUGUCGUGCUGAUCUGUGGCGGUGCGUACCUGGCGCCGCCAUGUUGCAAUACGUUGGACAGGCAGAUGUUCUUCCUGAACCUGCAACAUGUUCGCUCGGCUACGAUCGCCACCGCAAAGUUUGCCCCACAUGCCAUCAUCGCGAUACAAACACCACCUGUUGACUGCAACUUUGCGCUGUGCAUACAUACCCUUAUGCGGGCACGUGCGUACGACAAGCGUCGUGUGCUGGGUGUGAAUGCGAUCAAUGCGAUGCGCGCCAACCAGCUGUUCUGUUCCGUUACCGGAGGUGACCCUAGCAAGAGCAGCCUGCCAGUAGUCUGUGGCACUGGUCGAUGUACCAGAGUCCCAGUAUUUUCUGCUGGAAAAGCUGACAACUUUCCACAAUCGAAGACGGAAUGCCUCACCCGACUAGUGCGUGAAGCUGACGAGCUCAUCUGCAAAGUGAAGAGUAACUACGAGCAAGGACAUCUGUCUAUCGGCUUUGCGACUGCCAGGUUUACCAUCAAUCUUAUGAAAGGACUUUUUGAGUCGCCAACGUUUAUAGACAGUGCGUUAGUGGAACAAGGAGAUCCGAGUAAGUGCUACGACAUGCAGUACUGCGCCACACCCGUCACUGUCGGCAAUGGAGGCAUCACUGAAUACGCUGUACCCACACUUAAUGGCAGCGAACUGAAACUAUUGGAAGAUAGUAGGUGUGAUUUUGAAGACAUGUUACACUUGGGCCGAUGUUACGCCACCGGCGACGAAGAGGAAUAUUUCCUUCCUCCUUGCAAAUUCGAUUAUUCUUGUUGUAAAGAUUGUAAAGUUUGUAAGCCCCACAAGAAAACACGUAAAAGUUACUAGCG
This is a messenger RNA of Spodoptera littoralis (African cotton leafworm), 1214 nucleotides long. The record is from the annotation of a GenBank genome assembly. NCBI's taxonomy places the organism in Eukaryota, Metazoa, Arthropoda, Insecta, Lepidoptera, Noctuidae.